AUUACACCAUUGGUCCUCAUUCAAUUAUGCGACAGACAGCUCCUCCCCCUUCGUCGUCUGCCGGCUUUAUGCCAGCCAGCCAAAAGGAAGUCGAAACAAAAUUAUCCGCAUCCGACAUCUCGACAAAACCACAUACUCCUACGUUCCAGGAAAAGCGAACAGUAUUACCAGGAUUUUUAACUAGCGUCGGAUCAUCUCCCAAGUCAGAAAUAGUCUCUAAAGUCGGUGGUGAUGGAGUGACCAAAAGGUAAAAUUAACUGGCAUAUGCAAACAACCGGUCAAGAUUAUGGGUACGGAAGUAGAAAGCAAGCAUUUGAUGCAUCCGAUGAUAAUGAAGCUCCUCCAAUGCUCUCGAUGUGGGAAAUUGGUGUUCAUCAACCAGCUCCCAAUGCAUUCCCAUCGCGACCACUUGGUAUGGGAUACUCUUGGAAUUCCUUGGCAUCCAAUAAAUUAGGUACUUCGACAAGCGCUCCUACUGGUACUGCUAAUGAGAUAAUGCAAGCUCCCACAUCAUCCACAAUGGCAAGCUUUGGACAAAACUCCUUUGCUUCAUCCAAUAACGAAUACCCAUCCACCAGCUAUUCCGACUCGGAUCAAGCAACCAUCAACGUUUGCGGUUUCCCUCCAAGCAUGACUUCAUAUAUCUUGGAUCACUUUAGACAAUAUGGUGAAAUACUUGAUUACCGUAAUUCAGGUUCUAACUGGAUGACUAUCACCUACAGUACACGAUUGUCUGCACAAAAGGCCCUCAGUCGAAACGGCAAGAUUAUCGGAGGCAACUGCAUGAUUGGUGUCUCCCCUGCAAACCAGCAGAAUGUCUUUGGUGCAGUCACAUCACCUGAACUCAGCAAAGACGAUAAGGCUACCGGUAAACCGCUAGUAGGACGACCGAUUCAAGUAGAUCGCACUGGGCAAAUUUGGCGCCCCAGUGGACUUGGUAGCGGUCGAGCUGGUCCCAGCGCUACAAUGGCCAAUGGACAAAACCAUAAUGCUAGUCAUGUUGUUGGUGGAGUACUUGCCCAUGCUAAGGAUGCGUUGUUUGCCUGGUAGAAUUAAUGAGCCGUCUUACACGGGGUUUUAAAUAUAAUAAACUGAAAUGUGAUUGGUCCAAAUGUUUGAGUCAGACUUGCAAGUG
Molecule: messenger RNA, 1135 nt
Organism: Umbelopsis ramanniana AG
Lineage: Eukaryota; Fungi; Mucoromycota; Umbelopsidomycetes; Umbelopsidales; Umbelopsidaceae
Exons: 3
Coding region: 265-1050 (261 amino acids)
Biological process (GO): regulation of DNA-templated transcription; NLS-bearing protein import into nucleus; nuclear pore organization
Cellular component (GO): nuclear pore nuclear basket; nuclear membrane; nuclear pore central transport channel
Molecular function (GO): phospholipid binding; structural constituent of nuclear pore; single-stranded DNA binding
Source: RefSeq, a predicted model, not a curated record